Messenger RNA from Prionailurus viverrinus (fishing cat), 4904 nucleotides. Its product is annotated as solute carrier family 23 member 1-like. Gene Ontology annotation, cellular component: membrane. Gene Ontology annotation, molecular function: transmembrane transporter activity. The record is from RefSeq and is a predicted model, not a curated record. Gene Ontology annotation, biological process: transmembrane transport. Bases 319 to 2172 code for a protein of 617 amino acids. Lineage: Eukaryota; Metazoa; Chordata; Mammalia; Carnivora; Felidae. The transcript has 13 exons.
UCAUGCCGCUCCCCGAAAGGCCGUGCCCGGUUUGUCUCCUGUAGUGCCAUAGAGGAUCAUUAACUUCUCUGCACUUACUCAAACUUAAUUAUGAAACAUUGGCUGCACUUGAAUGCACCUUGACCUCCUGUGGCGCUUGGAGGGGGCAGGAGAGAAAAUCUGGAAGCCCCACCCUGCCCGGAGCCCGCCCAGGAUCCCUGUCUUUCUCCCUCCCUUGCUAUUUUGGCGAGCAGCGAGACGUUAAUCUCUUCCAACUGGAGCAGCUUCACUCUGUUUUCAUCCCGAGAGGAGGCCAAAAGGAGCCGACCCCAGGUUGCCAUGACCUCUGCCAUCACCAGCUGUGAGCCUUCGCAAGCCUUGCAGAGAGAAGACAAUGUGCUCAACGGUCACACUGAGGGACCAAACAGGAAGAAGGGGGGGCAGUCCAGGAGCCCCAGCAGCAACAACCUGGUCUAUAGCAUCUUGGAGGUCCCACCAUGGUAUCUCUGCAUCCUCAUGGGAAUCCAGCACUUCCUCACGGCCCUGGGGGGGCUCGUAUCAGUGCCACUCAUCCUGGCCAAGGACCUGUGUCUGCAGCAUGACCCCCUGACUCAGAGCUACCUCAUCAGCACAAUUUUCUUCGUCUCUGGCUUCUGCACUCUCCUGCAAGUGUUUUUUGGAGUCAGGCUGCCCAUUCUCCAGGGAGGGACAUUUGCUUUUGUGGCACCCUCUCUGGCCAUGCUCUCCCUCCCCACUUGGAAGUGCCCACCGUGGACACUCAAUGCCAGCCUGGUGAACACCAGCUCUCCUGAAUUCACUGAAGAAUGGCAGAAGAGAAUCCGAGAGUUGCAGGGCGCUAUCAUGGUCGCUUCCUGCGUCCAGAUGCUGGUGGGAUUCUCAGGCCUCAUUGGGUUUCUCAUGCGCUACAUUGGCCCUUUGACCAUUGCUCCGACCAUCUCCCUGGUGGCCUUGCCUCUCUUUGAUUCUGCGGGCAACAAUGCUGGGAUCCACUGGGGCAUUGCCGCCAUGACCAUCUUCCUCAUCGUGCUGUUUUCUCAGUACCUGAAAAAUGUCGCUGUGCCCAUGCCCAUUUACAGAGGACAGAAGAAGUGCCACGUGUCUAAGUUCUACCUGUUUCAGGUCUUCCCGGUGCUGCUGGCGCUCUGCAUCUCGUGGCUUCUCUGCUUCGUGCUCACAGUCACCAAUACCCUCCCCACGGCCCCCACGGCCUACGGGCACCUGGCCCGCACCGACACCAAAGGCGAUGUCCUGAGCCGGGCUCCUUGGUUUCGCUUCCCUUACCCAGGACAGUGGGGCCUCCCCACCAUCAGCCUGGCUGGGGUCUUUGGGAUCAUUGCCGGGGUUAUCUCCUCCAUGGUGGAGUCGGUAGGCGAUUACUACGCCUGCGCGCGGCUGGUGGGGGCCCCACCCCCUCCGAGGCACGCGGUCAACCGAGGCAUCGGCAUCGAGGGUCUUGGCUGUCUGCUGGCAGGGGCCUGGGGGACCGGGAACGGGACCACGUCCUACAGCGAGAAUGUCGGGGCGCUGGGUAUCACCAGGGUGGGGAGCAGGACAGUGAUGGUCGCUGCCGGCUGCGUGCUUCUCCUGAUGGGCGUAUUUGGGAAGUUCGGGGCUGCCUUUGCCACCAUUCCAACCCCUGUGAUCGGAGGCAUGUUCCUGGUGAUGUUUGGUGUCAUCACUGCCGUGGGGAUUUCCAAUCUGCAGUACGUGGACAUGAACUCGUCCAGGAACCUCUUUAUCUUUGGCUUCUCCAUCUACUGUGGUCUCGCCAUUCCCAACUGGGUGAACCAGAACUCUGAGAAGCUCCAGACAGGGAUUCUCCAACUGGACCAGGUCAUCCAGGUCCUGCUGACCACGGGCAUGUUUGUCGGUGGAUUCCUGGGCUUUCUCCUGGACAACACCAUCCCCGGAAGCCUGGAGGAGAGAGGCCUCCUGGUGUGGAAUCAAAUCCAGGAGGAGUCUGAGGAGACUGCGAGGGCCUUGGAGGUGUACUGCCUCCCCUGUGGGAUUGGCUCCACGUCCUGCACGUCCUCCUGCGCCCAGCAUCUCCCCUUCUGGCCCACGGGGGAAGCUGGGAAAGGUGUCAGGACUGCAGCGUUAACUCCUGCCCGAGUUUCCAGCUGGCUGGUCCGCCCCGCAGAUUUCAGAUUUGCAGUCUCCACGAUUGUGUGAAACAGUUCCUUAAAGCAAAAUACCUAAACCUAUACCCGCACCUAUACCCAUCCCCAUCCGUAUCCUCUUGGUUCUGUAUCUCUGGCAGAUACAGGACUGGCUAACAAGGGAAACGAUAUCGUCAGUCAAGAUACAGGUAGAUACCUGACUGAUGUCGGAAGAGUCCUAGGUGGGGAGGAAGGGAGGAUAAGUAGCUUCUGAGGGGAUUUUAAAGCAACAUAUCCACCCCGGGCUGUGCCAUAUCCAGUGAGCCCUGCGGGGUGGGGAGCAGACGGCCGCUAGGGCUGAGGUGUGAAGGCAGGGGCGCUCCUCACACAUGGCUGUGGGGAGAAAGGAUGCUGUAUUCCCCUGAGGUCCACACAGACCGGGGGGGCCCCCGUAGGACGCGAUGCUCCAGGAAUGAGGACUAAACAGGAGUGGGGUGGGGGCUGGUUAGAGCUGAUUAGGCCCGCAUUGCUCGAGGACCUACUAUGUGCCGGCAUCUCUGUAGACAUUUCUUUCUUCCUUCCCACGUGCUGCCUUGUUCUUGGCUGCUGGAGUGGCUGGGGGUGGUUGUGAGCACGGGUGCUGAGCCCCCCUCUUUCUGCUCAGCACAGCCCCCAGUGGAGAGCCCCCUACCUGCCCCCCCCAUUUUGGUUGUUUAUAAAUAGUGAAGCGACAGUCCUCGCGUAUCCCCCAUGGGGGGGCCUCGGGGGUGGGCUCGUGACAGGACAUGAGGUGAGGGGCCAGCACUGGGGCUCAGGGCAGGCAGGACUGUGCUUGCGUCCUAACCCUUAACCUGCACCUCAGUUUCUUAUGUGGUCAUGAUGGGAAACGGUAAAAAGCCAGAGAAUCCUUUCUGUGCACGCUCGGUGUAUUGGUGAGGGGUCUCCAGAGAAACAGAGCCAAAAGGAUGUAGGAUGUGUGUGCAUGCACAUGUGUACACGCACGUCCACACAAGCACGUCUACAUAUUACAUACGUGUGCAGACACACGCAUAGAGAUUUUAAGGAAUGGGCUCAUGUGAUUGUGGACACUGGAAUGUCCCAAAUCUGUAGAGUAGGCAGGCAGACUGGGAAGAGUUGCUGUCUGUGUCCAAAGGCAGUCACUGGCGAUUUCCCUCUUCCUCGAGCUCAGGCUUCAGGGCUAUUUGAUCCUUCAACUGAUUAGGUGAGGCCGACCCACAUUAAGGAGGGUAAUUAUUCUGUAUUUACUCAAAGUCUACUAUUGUAAAUGUUUAUCUCAUCUGAAAAUACCUUCACAGAAACAUCUAGAAUAAUGUUCAACCAAAUACCUGGGUUCCGUGGCCCAGUCAAGCUGACACGUAGAAUCAACUAUCACAUCCCGUAUGUGCAGCCAGGAGCCUCACCAGAAAGCACUCAGAACACUCUGGGAUCUGGCUUGAACUCCAUUUAGGAGUCUUUAUUACCAGAAGCAGCAGAGGAAGCUGGUUCUGCCCCGAUGUCCUGUAGCUCCUACAGCACACGAGUGGUCAGCACCGUUCCUGGGCUCCCAGGGCAUGCAGGAUGAGUGAGUGGCCUCCAGAACUCUCUAGAACCCACCAGAACUAUGUCGUGACUUCAAGGUGUGCUGAAAGUACCCAGUGUCAUGGCACCUCUGGGGACAGACCCCACCUGUCCUUUCUUGAAAGGCCCGUGGCCCGGGCUUCAGCCAGGCUGCCCCCAGGACCCCCGUAAAGAGGAACACAGCAGGAGCAGGUGUGUGCCUUGGCAUCCGGCCAACCCCUCACACCAAACAACCCUGAGGGACUGACACAGGGCCACACUACUUUGCAAAUACUUUAUAACAAUCAGAAACGGAAACCAUCCAAAUGCUCUGGGACAGCCACUCCAAAAUGUCCCGGAAGGCUGAGGCAGGUACGGCUUUGGCUGUCGGCAUAGUACUUGGAAGCUGCCCACCCCCGUUCACCCCCUCCCUUCCCAGCCCUUGUGCGUCACAGGUCUUCAUCAUCGAAGGUCUCCAUGCACCUCAACAUGAUCAUCUCAUCAUCAACGGGGAGGUCUGGUUCCUGCAAAACACAGGGUGGAAGAGGAUCAGUUUUUAUUUAAGGAAUCCAGUCCCCAGGCAGAUGAGAAGGCCCCCACGUCUCCCCUAGAGUCCACCCCAUCUCUUGCUGCAUCUUCUCUAGCUUCCGGCCAGGAAGUAAGGGCUACGGGGGAGGGCGGGGGGCAGGUCCCUUUUCCGUUUCACUCAACUCCACACUCUAUGAUCUUCAGAAAGGGUUUUCUUGGCUGCUUUUCCAUCCUGGGGGUUUCCAGGAUCACGUAAGAGGCGGGGGGUGGGGAGGUGGACAGCAUCAAAGCUUGUUCCAAACGCCCAUCAAUGGAGGACAGUGAGUUAUGCCAUGGUGCACCCACCAAGGGAAUACCAUGCAGCUAUUUGAAAUUAAAGGAAUGAGAUUGUUCUCUCUCUGUGGGGUAUACUAUUUAAAAGGAAAAGAGUGAAGUACAAGGCAGUGUGCAGAGUAGACUAUCAUUUGUGUUUGAAAGAAUAUAUAAAUAUCUGUAGAGUAUCUCUGGAUGGCUGCACAAGAAACUGGUGACGGUGAUUGCCUUUGGGGAAAGGAAUGGGGGCAUAGCCAAGGGACGCUGGUAGGAGACUGAGUUUUCUUUGUAUAUCUUUUGGUAACUUUCAAGUUUUAAACUAUGUACAUGGGUUGACUAUUAGAUAAUUUUUUUUUAAUUUUUUUUAACCUUUAUUUAUUUUUGAGACAGAGAGAGACAGAGCAUGAA